AUGUCCCGCAAAAGCUUCCGCGCGACGCGACCUGGAGGCGCGGGCGACUGGGUGACGGAAAUGAUGCACGCCAUUGUCAGCGACAGCGCACUGGAAGAGUUGGGUGUAUCAGUAGAAGAAGCGGGAAAAGCAGUCUGCAAGAACAUCUUUCCAGUUGUGAAAAAGCACAUUGCUUUCAUCGUGGAGAGUAACAACCCCAACUUCGAAGCCGCCCUGGUGGACGAAAUCACGCAGGGAGAGGGGCCGAUUUCAUCCCUCGAGCUGUUGGAGAAAGUCAAAGAGGCAACACAAAGGAUUAAAGAACUUCCUUUUCAUAGGAGCAAGCAAAUGUAUUCAGCAAUAAAUAUGAUCACUGGAGAAGUUUGCGACUCACCUGGCCUACAACGUCUGCAGUUGUCUGUCGUUUUGGAAGUGCAGACGGAUAUAGUUGACAGUCAGUCUGAGAAAAUGCGCGAGUUGGAAACAAACCUUGCCCAGGCAAAUGAGUUUCUCGAAAAGGUGGAAAACGUCAAAGAAGAUGCGCUGUCGGCUGCUGAGAAGAGCAAGGAGUUUGCCAAGAAAGAAGAAGAAAAGUUCCCCAAGACCAACAAGGAGUUUUUAGACCAGUUGCGUUCAGAAGUACGAGACGAAGUCGCCCUUGAGUUGGCGGAACAGAUGACGGCGGCCACUGCGGCCUCAUCUGUAGAAACAGCUGAAAAGGAAAUCCAAACAGACCCCAUUUCGUUAGGUCCCCCUGAGCAGACACAGGAGGCGGUACCUGUGGCUCCGCCCCCUCCCACAGCGCCUGCGGUACCCCACGAGACAAGUGCUGCACAUCAGGAGCUGACAGACGCAGACCAUGAACUCCUUCGCACUUGCCUUGAGGAAAUACGUAACCUGACCUCUCUUCUUUCGAAUCAUGCUGGCAUCCCCACUGUUGUUCAGCACAAAGAUGUUGUUGAGAACCGUCGGCGAGUCUCGAUGCGCAACACCUGCGUGGGCACUUCAGAGGGUGUUCUGGGUGGCCAGCAGGGCAAUGUGUACGAGCACGUGCCUCUGACAACUUUGCAUCUUAGCCCCAUUUAUCGCGCGCAUCCUGAAAGAGCAGAACUCGGCAGCGCUCGCAGCAUUCGCCUGUCUGCACCACUCUCGCCACACAGCCGCCUGCAGUUAGAGAGGUCUUCAGCGAAUAACAGCCGAGCGAGAGGUGCCGACUUCGGCGCUGUUUGCCCACCCGCUGAAGCCACUCUCCCUCCAGCUGCUUCGGGAACCGCCAACAGACCCUCUGUGGUUGUUGAGACAGCCACACUGCAAGACGGGCCCCUGCAGCAGACGUUCGUCCAUUCGCAUCUGAUGUCAGCGGAGCUUCCAGAAGCGGUCAGCCUACACCAAACGCAGGACUACCCCACGCUUGUUCCUUGCUGUCCAGCAGAAGGGAGCCCUUCGUCGCUCUCCCCGUCAAGAGAGGGGUCCGCACUAAGAACACGCAGCUCAGGAGCUGCGAAGGCACACGGAAAGCUGCAGAUAUCCUUUGCCGAUGAGCCCCUCCUGGCGUCCGACCCCCUCCCAGGCAGCUCAUGCGCCUCCUCAACGAUUUUCAAUCAAGGGGAAAAUUCACAGCAAGCUCCUACGUCUCCACAAGAACAAUCGGAGACAGCUAAAGCGACCCCUUCGCAUACAGACACCACGAACCCUAGCCCACUCCCUCCGGAGCCCAAGGCAGCCGUCGCCAACUCUACCUCUGCUGUUCUCAACCCACCGCGAGGCGACAACCCCGCCGUAGGAACGACAACAGAGCGUAAGGAUUGGGCGCGCACGCACUUUAGGCGAACCGCCGGCGUGGCAGCCUGGCAAGAUGAAUCCAAUAUACAGGCGAUGCGUGUUCUUGCUGCAGCCGCCGCGAAGCCACAGAGGGAGUGCCCCUCGUCGGAGUCGGUUGGCAAGCCAGAUGCUUUGGUUUCGGGGGUUCGGCAGCAACAGCAGCAGCAGCAGCAGGCCACGGAGAAGUGUGCCGAUCCAGGGCCGCAGGAACCGAAUGCUUCACCAGGCGGGGGGGUUGCCAGCCUUUCUCCCUCUCACGCUAGUUUUGUGGAGUCCCUUGUUUCGGAUGGAACGGGGCAAGGGACGACACAGGAAGGGAAAGACGAGAUGCAAUCGCAGCAGCAGCCUGGCAGGCAGCAGGAGCAGGGGGUAAAUCAGUAUCAGCGAGAACAGCACCCACCAGAACAGCAGCAGGACGUCGUGCAGCAGCAGCAGGAGGAAGAGAAGCAGCAGCCGGAGCAAGAGCAGCAGCAGGAUAUGCAGCAAGAGCAAACGCUGAGUUCACUGACAAGAGACAACAGCUUCUGUGUCAGCCCUGAGGUGAUAUUUGGACAGCACGGCCCCCCCAUUUGGCCAAUGGUUACAGGAGGCCUCUCCUGGUGCCGCUGCCACGAGACCAAGAGUAUUCCUCUUGCUCGGUUCCAGCGGCAAACCCGGGGAGAGUUUAAACAGAUCGUGGAGCCCGUGGAGUCAGGGAGAGAACAUUUUGCAGAAGCUUCGCAAGAACUGCUGGGAGAAGGCCUUUUAGGGCACCGCCCGCCCUCCGCAGAGACCUCAACUGCGGUGUAUCUACCGCUAAAGGGAUCGAAACUCGGUAGCGGGGCGCGUAAGCCUGCCAAAAAAGAAACGCGACCAACAUCAGAAGCCACGUGCAAGACUUUGAAUGAUCUGCGCAUUAGAAACCAGGUGCUGGAGAACCAGGUUCUUGGCCUCUCCGUCGCGCUUCGGCAGGCCCACGAGAGGCUGAACACGCUGACACGAGUUUGCGACAAACUCAGCAACGGAGUGCCGGCACCAAAAUGA
This is a messenger RNA of Eimeria acervulina, 2823 nucleotides long. RefSeq lists its product as hypothetical. The transcript is spliced from 7 exons. The record is from RefSeq and is a predicted model, not a curated record. Lineage: Eukaryota; Apicomplexa; Conoidasida; Eucoccidiorida; Eimeriidae. The coding region runs from base 1 to 2823 and encodes 940 amino acids.